Bolinopsis microptera is the source of this 1936-nucleotide messenger RNA. RefSeq names its product xenotropic and polytropic retrovirus receptor 1 homolog. Gene Ontology annotation, biological process: phosphate ion transport; cellular response to phosphate starvation. The record is from RefSeq and is a predicted model, not a curated record. The transcript has 16 exons. Gene Ontology annotation, molecular function: inositol hexakisphosphate binding. NCBI's taxonomy places the organism in Eukaryota, Metazoa, Ctenophora, Tentaculata, Lobata, Bolinopsidae. Gene Ontology annotation, cellular component: cytoplasm; plasma membrane; Golgi apparatus. The coding region runs from base 78 to 1841 and encodes 587 amino acids.
UAGCAUUGCAAUGAUUAACUGAAGAUAUGUAUAAUGGGGAUGAAUAGCCAAAGAAAACUUAUCAAACAUAGUGUAGAAUGAAAUUUGGCACAGAGCUUCAAGCUCAUCUUACACCAGAAUGGCGUCAACAAUACAUCGAAUACGAGGGCUUAAAGACCCUUCUGUUUUCUAUGCUCGACAAAAAGCAAGAGUAUCAGGAGGAUUAUUCAGAUAAUGAAGAGGAAGAUCCUGACGUUCUAAAUGAGCAGUUUGACCACUCCUUCUUUGAGGGUGUUAUGUCGGAAAUUAAGAGGAUAAAUGUCUUUUACAAGGAGAAGGAGAGUGAUGCUCAAACGAGAUACACGAAGCUUACAUCUGAGUUUCACAGACAACUUGAACUUCUUCACCACCAGUCGCUGGGGAAGGAAACAUCAGAUAUCAAAGGAAAGAAAGUGGUGGCAGUUCAUCCAGCUAGAAUCAAGAAGCUCGAGAGUAAGAUAUACGAGAAAUUCAGGAUGGCUUUUUCUGAGUAUUAUCUGAAUCUUAUCCUCCUUCAGAACUACCAGGCUCUUAACUACACUGGAUUCAGAAAAAUCCUCAAGAAGUAUGACAAGGUCAUGGAGUCAAAACGUGGGAAAAAGUGCUUUGCAGCACACGUCAGAGGUUCAUAUUUUGAAAAGUCUAAAGAAGUUGAGAAACUCAUCGAAUCAACUGAGAAAUUUGUGACGAAUACACUUGAGAAAGGCGACAGAAACAAAGCUAUGCAAAAGCUGAGAGUACCGCCUCUAUCUGGCCUUGAACUGCACGAACACUCUACAACAUUUAAAUCAGGGUUAAUGACCUGGACUAGCUGCUUCCAUCUGCGCAGUUGUCGUCCUAGCCAGUCUUGUACAAGAUCAGUUCGUAUAUUCACGGCUCCGAUAUUCCCAGUCCAGUUUGCUGAUUUCUUCAUAGCAGAUCAGUUGAACAGUUUAGCUACAGUUCUCCUGGACAUAUCCUUCGUUUUCUGUUAUUAUACCACAUAUUGGAGUCAAGGAGACGAAAAAUGCACAGAGCCGGGUAUCUGGUAUCGUAUCCUGAUAGCCACCCUCCCGCCCUGGUUCAGAUUCGCUCAGUCUGUUAGACGUUAUUUCACCACCAGUGACUGGUUUCCUCAUUUAGUCAACGCUGGAAAAUACUUCUCGUCUAUAGUCGUCAUCAUUCUGGCUAAUGUAGCUGGAAUCAUACAUAAAAACAAGGACGGUGAUCAGACCCUUCUAGGACUCGAUAUAUUUGCCGCAUACGUGGUUGUAGCCUGUAUAUCUACAUUGUACGCGUACUGGUGGGACAUAAAGAUGGAUUGGGGCUUUCUAGACCACACCUCUACCGGUCACAAGAACAAAUAUCUUAGAGAUGAGUUGCUGUACGCUGGGGGAAAAAAGUUUGUCUACUUUAUCAUCAUGGGACUUGAUUUAGUACUGCGUUGUGUCUGGACAAUCAACAUUUCUUUAGCAGACUGGAAGUUUGUUCACAAACAAUAUGUCAUUACGGGCACUGCUUUACUUGAAGCACUCAGGAGAGCAGUCUGGAAUUUCAUUCGGCUGGAGAACGAACACCUGAACAACUGUGGUCAGUUUAGAGCAGUACGGGACAUUAACGUCAGAGUUAUCACUGAGCACACCAAACAUGACGAAGCAAAGGACGAAGAUUCCGAUCGGGAAGAUAUAAAGAAGCGAACACCCUCCGGCACUCGUACCCGCAAACUGAGCCGCGCUAAGUCACGGCGACUCAGUGGAGCGAGUGGUGUCAGUUCGAAGGCGAGCACCCAGGCUACAGCGGUGGAUCUUAAGCUGAACUUGAACACAGCGAACACUAGUGUUUAGAACAACGUGGAGUUGUUAGAUAUAUAAAAAUAUCUAAAGAAAGUUUAAUUCCGCUGGUCUAUCUUCAAGUUCGGAUCUUUGUUUUUUGGAGGAUA